Molecule: messenger RNA, 1698 nt
Organism: Aspergillus mulundensis
Lineage: Eukaryota; Fungi; Ascomycota; Eurotiomycetes; Eurotiales; Aspergillaceae
Product: LipA and NB-ARC domain protein
Exons: 1
Coding region: 1-1698 (565 amino acids)
Source: RefSeq, a predicted model, not a curated record
AUGGAAAUCAAGCGUAAGCCCGUUCCAGCACCUGCGCCUUCAAUCGAGUAUGGCGCUCAGCGACCGUUGACGCCCAACCCACCGCCUCCAUAUUCACGCUAUGUCGCGUAUUCUCCCUAUUCCCCGGCUUCUCCUCAUUCUCCUCACUUUCCUCCUCCACCUCCCCGUUUCGCACCCUCGCCAUCACCGUCGCCCAAUCCAUCGCUCCAACCACCGCAUUCCCUUCCACGAUACCGAAGCCAACCCAAUCUCCGUGCUCCUCCGCCUCUGAGUCCGCAAAACCCGAAUCCUCCGCCGCUCCCACGCGCCGAAACCACCGUUCCCGCAGACUCCGAAAAGUCUAGCUUCUACGCCGAUGCCCGCCAUUUUCUCGGCGGCCUCAUCAGCCGCCCCUCCGAAUCAACAAAGCACUACUCUAUUCUCCGCCACUCGCACGGAAUCGUCUUCUACCGCGGCCCAACAACGUCCGUGACCGUCUCCAUCUUCGCCGAUACGCCGCUCCCCGCCGACAGAUCGCUCUGGCUACAAUGCAAAGGAUGGAGUGGGAAGACUGGGAUGCGCGCGAAAGCGCUCUUCCGCAUGCACGAUGACUGGGUAAAUGCCACGCCGACUGUUGCGGUCCGCGCUGAUCAGGUCGAACCCAACAAAGAGCGCGCCUGGCAGCGGGAUAUCGCCAAGUUUUACAAGAAAGCUACGAAAAGGGUACAAACGCAUCGAUUGCGAGAGACCGUCGUUGCACGGAUACCACCAGAUGCUGAGGACGGGUAUUUCCAGCUGAUACUGUGCCAUGGAGAGAAGAAGGUUCUCUGUCGGAGUCCUGUUUUCCGGAUUCUCUCGACGUCAAUCGAUCCGAGUUCGCUUCGCGGUGCUAGCCUGUCCACCAUGCCACUGGAGAUUGGUGCCCUUGUUGCUGGGACGUAUGCGCAGGUUGCGGCGUCGAGAGUUGUAGCUCCGGUGACCGCAGUAGCGAACACCGUGACGUCGCGCUACCGGCCGGGUUGGCUUGGAGAGACCGCCGUACAGACUGCCUAUGAAGCCCUCAAGCCGGAAGGUGGAAACGGUCCCGAUACAACUGUACCGCCAUCAGUAGAAAGCGGUCCUCAGUCUCCAUACCCGCUGGACUUCACGGCGAGGCCUUCCCAAUCUCAUGAUCUCAGCCGAAUGCCCGUCAAGAUACCUUCCGACAUUCAAGACAAGCUUCGCGGCUACUUCUUCGGCUGGGCACGCGCUGGUACUGACUACUGGCAGAUGAUCAUUCUCUCCGUCCUCCCCUGGGACGGUUCACAGCACACCGGCCCUGUCUCACUCUCCCAAACCACCCGCAAAGUCUCCGUCGUCCGCUUCAUUCACGACUCAAUCUCAAACUGCCCAUUAACGAUCACUGUCCGUAUCCUCGGCUUUCUGCAUGCGGACAUGCCACUUCCAUCACCUCGCACGGAAAACGACCUCGUCUCCGCGCGACAGGCUGCAGCAGAAGCUUCUCUGCUGGCGGAGCAGUAUGACGCCGAGUACGUGCAGGCGCUCCUUGAUCAUCCACUGUGGGGCCCUGAAACGGCAGAUCGUCGCGGGUGGUUUGAUCGAACCAAAGAUAGUGCGGGAAAUGUCCUUACGCGUGGGCAGAAGAUCGUCGAGCGUGUUGGGGUGAGGAGUGGAGUUGAGCAGGAGGGCAGGGGCGGGUAUUAUAUCGUGAGGGGUUGA